UGGCUGCACCCGCUGAUGGCUGCCCCGCGCUGGCACCCGCUGCUGCUGGUGCUGGCGGGCCCGGCGGCGGCCGGGGACCCCGCGGUGGCCCGCAGCGACCGGGCGGUGGCCGCGCUGCUGGCGCUGCUGCUGUGCCUGGCGGUGGGGCUGGCGCUGGCCUGGCACCACCUGUGCCGCAUCUCGGCCGGCCGCUACCACCCCCGGCCCCUGGGCCGCCGGGCGCUGCAGCUGCUGCGGGGACAGUGGCACCGGCUGCGGGCACCGGGGGACCCCGCCGCGGCCCCCGGCGACAGCGACAGCCACGGGGAGGUGGCCGUGCGGGACGAGCAGGAAGAGCUGAUGCCCUGGAGCCUGGAGCGGCGGCCGCAGCAGCAGGAGGAGGAGGAGGAGGAGGAUGAGCAGGAGGAGGAUGAGGAGGAGGCCGAAGCACUGCCGGAGGGCGGGGAGAGCCCCCUGAGCGAGGGGCAGGCGGCGGGGGGCAGCGCCGAGGCCCUGCUCAGUGACCUGCACGCCUUCUCGGGGACAGCGGCCUGGGGGGACACGCGGCCACAUGUCACCGCCCUGUGACGUCACCGUCCUGACGUCACCACCCUUUGAUGUCAUCACCCUGAAGUGUCACCUCCCUGUAAUGUCACCUCCCUGUAAUGGCACCACCCUGUAAUGGCACCACCCUGAAGUGUCACUGCCCUGUAAUGUCACAGCCCUGUAGUGUCACCACCUUGUAAUGUCACCUCCCUGUAAUGGCACCUCUCUGUAAUGGCACCUCCCUGUAAUGGCACUGCCCUGCAGUGUCACCUGCCUGUAAUGUCACUGCCCUGCAGUGUCACCUCCCCGUAGUGUCACCGCCCUGCCAGCAAAGGGACCCCUUCUCUGUCCCCUGCCAUCCCCCGCCGAGGCUCCUGAUUGGCUGCAGGGGCCUUGCGCGGGUUUGCACUGACCAAUAAAAGAGCAGCUCUGGGGGCAGAGCAGA
Passer montanus (Eurasian tree sparrow) is the source of this 970-nucleotide messenger RNA. RefSeq names its product protein tyrosine phosphatase receptor type C associated protein (gene PTPRCAP). Bases 16 to 567 code for a protein of 183 amino acids. Gene Ontology annotation, cellular component: plasma membrane. The record is from RefSeq and is a predicted model, not a curated record. The transcript is spliced from 2 exons. Lineage: Eukaryota; Metazoa; Chordata; Aves; Passeriformes; Passeridae.